Molecule: messenger RNA, 2599 nt
Organism: Nerophis lumbriciformis (worm pipefish)
Lineage: Eukaryota; Metazoa; Chordata; Actinopteri; Syngnathiformes; Syngnathidae
Gene: c5ar1
Product: complement C5a receptor 1
Biological process (GO): chemotaxis; inflammatory response; phospholipase C-activating G protein-coupled receptor signaling pathway
Cellular component (GO): plasma membrane
Molecular function (GO): complement component C5a receptor activity; G protein-coupled receptor activity
Source: RefSeq, a predicted model, not a curated record
GACCCCAGCUGAGAAACCAAUAUUUUUUGGCGGCCCAACUACGGGUUAAGAAACACUGGUAUAGAAAAUGUGUGUUCAGUUACUUCCAGCACCAUUAUAAAGCGACAUCAUAUCUUUGCAUCUGCAGCCCAAUCAUGGAAGACUUCUCCAACCCGGGUGAUUUCUUUCUGGAUUUCAACUUCAACAAUACUGUGGAUUACAACUUCACGUUUCCCGACUUACCCGACUCCAUGAUGCCCGAGAUUCAACCCAUCCAGAUCGUGGCCCUGACCUGCUACGCCAUCGUGGUUCUGUUCGGGGUUCCUGGAAACGCCAUCGUGGUGUGGGUGACCGGCUUCAACAUGCCCCCCUCGGUGACGUCCAUCUGGUUCCUCAACCUGGCGCUGGCCGACCUCCUGUGCUGCCUCUCGCUGCCUCUGCUCAUGGUGCCUCUGACCCACGACGACCACUGGCACUUUGGCGCCCUGGCCUGCACGCUGGUCAAGGGCUUGUUCUACCUGGUGAUGUACUGCAGCGUCCUGCAGCUGGUCUUCAUCAGUCUGGAUCGGUGCCUGCUGGUGGUCCGGCCCAUCUGGUGCCACAACUACAGGCGCCCCAGGUACGCCGUGAUCGGCUGCGUGGUGGUGUGGUGUCUGGCCCUCUGCGGGAGCAUCCCGCAGUUCGUCCACACCAAGGAGGUCGAGCUGGGCAAGUACAAGCGAGAAUGCCUGUCGUUGCACAGCGUCCGGAGCGCCUGGACCGUCACCAUAUUCCGCUUCCUGUUCGGAUUCGUCCUGCCGCUCCUGGCCAUCGUCAUCUGCCACUGGGUGGUCUACAGGAAGGCCGACAAUAAAAAGGCGCACAACAGUCCUCGCUCCAAGCGGACGCUGAGGAUCAUCGUCGCCGUGGUGCUUACCUUCUUCCUGUGCUGGCUCCCUCUGCACGUCGUAGACUUCCUCUCCCUGGUUACCCCGCGGAGUUCCGACCGCAGCCCCUCGGUCUACCUGGCCCACGUUCUGACGCUUGGCCUGGCGUACUUCAACAGCUGCCUCAACCCGCUGCUUUACGUGUGUCUGGGCCGAGGCUUCAAAGACAGCAUGAACCGCUCCCUGUGCAACAUCCUGCACUUGCUGGGCGAGGACCCCGGAUCCAGGAGCACCAUUUCUACUCAUGAAACCAAGGCCACAAGCUCCACGGACAAGGAGUUGACCAAUGUGUGAUGGCGAACAGACACUGACACACAGAUUAGUAAACAGCUUUUUCCCUUCCUUUUAAUAGACAUGUUAGGCCUUAUUCUACUCAAAUAUGUGAUAUGUUGCCAACAAACUCUUUAAUCCUUGUCUUAUUCAACUAUUUACUCCUGCUUUGUGAAGAACUGAUUGUUCGAUUGCAACAGUGUCGCUAUCGUUUACUUCACUUCCUGUUUAUGUCCAGGCCCUGUAAAGCUCAAAAACCACAAGGGAAAUUGCAGACUCAUACCGCCAUCUGUUUUCUAAUAGGUUGUUAUGACCAGCAAAUUAUUAAAUGACAAAACACAGUUUGAGGUGGAGAUAUCCAAUUUUACAUAAGAUGCUGUAUUUUGUAGUUGGUGGCUUUUUUUUUUUUUUUUUUACACUGUCCCCUCUUAAUAUGUGAUGCUGCUGAUACUGUAACUAUCAUUGUUUGUUUUUGCUGUCAUCUAUCAUAAUUGUGGGUUUUUUGCUAUGUUAUCUGUACCCUCUUAAAGAAUCAAUUUUUUUUCAAUAUUAUAUAGGAUGCAAUUGUCGCUAUUUUAUUUUAUUUUCUAAAGGUUUUUAUUGUUGUGUUAUUAUGAUGGCUUUUACCAUUUUUUUUGGCGGUCUGUCCCCUCUUAAAGAAUCCUGUUGUUUUCAAUAUUAUAUAGGACACAUUUGUUGCCAUUUUCUUUUCUUUUCUCACUUUUUUAAUUGUUGUUGUGUUGUUAUGAUGGCUUUUACCAUUUUUUUGCUGUCUGUCCCCUCUUGAAGAAUGAUGUCACUGGCAAGGUUACAUAGGAUGCUAUUGCUGCGGUCUCCUGUUGUUGUUUUUUUGCUUGUUACUCUUCUAUAUCCCCUCUUAACAAAUGAUGCUGUCACUGUAGCAUUAUUGCAUCAGUUGAUGUUAUUGCUUUGUGUUGUUAUCUAUCAUAGUCUUUUUUUUUUAGCAAUGUUCUGAUAUAUCCCCUUAUAAAGAAUCAGGUUGUUUUCAAUGCCCUAUAUUUGCCUUGUUCUUUAUUAUCUCUGUAUUUCAAUGUUGUUGCCUUGUUUUGAUCACUUUCACCAUUUCUUUCUGCUUUACCCCUCUUUAUGAUGUGAAUGUUGCAUAAGAUGCCAUCGCUGCUGUCUUCUGUUUGUUGUUCUUUUGGUCUGUUCUCCAUUUCCUCUGUCUGUCCCCUCCUCAGGACAUAUGUUACUGUCAUUGUCGUAUAGGAUCCUGUAACUGCUUAAGCUGUUUUGGUUGCUAUGUUCGAAUCUGUCCCUUCUUAAAAAAAUAUGUUGUAAGUAUUCAAAGGUUUAAAUGUAAACGAUGGCAUUUUUGCAAAAUUUGGUUGCUUUAUUCAUAAUUUUCUUAUCUCUUAGUUUGUGUUGUUUAAUUUAGUUCAGUCUUCUUAUUUGUUUCUUCC